Molecule: messenger RNA, 3821 nt
Organism: Liolophura sinensis
Lineage: Eukaryota; Metazoa; Mollusca; Polyplacophora; Chitonida; Chitonidae
Product: meckelin-like
Exons: 18
Coding region: 1-2604 (867 amino acids)
Biological process (GO): cilium assembly
Cellular component (GO): ciliary transition zone; MKS complex
Source: RefSeq, a predicted model, not a curated record
AUGUAUUUAUUGCUGGCAGGCUUAUCUUGUGUGUGUGACUCUGGCUAUAGAGCAGUGUCCUACAAAGGAGGUCCAGACCUGGUGUGUCAAGCAUGCCCUGGUGGGACCUGUCCCCCAGAGCCAUCCCCUGGACCCUGCACAGAAUUGUCAGGUGGUGUCUGUUUUGACAGCACGUGUCCACUGACCCCGAUUACUACGGAUCUGUUUACUAUCCCUCUAGAGAAUUGUCCCAGUGAGAAGGUGGAGUCCAACUACUUCCGUGAGCACCUGCGUGCAGCUCAUGGCAUGUGUAAUUGUCACAGUAACUAUACAGCCUGUCAGAUGUUGGGAAACAUGUGCACCUUGUUAUCCUUUUCCAUGGGAGGGCCUUGUGUUGCUUCAUCAACAGCCUGCAAAUUGUACAGGGGAAUUAUUGAGGAGAGGAGAGAUGGAGACUGGCCUCCAAGUUUGCCCAUGUUGUAUUACCUGGAUACCGGUCCUGAUGAUGUCAUCAGUGAUAACCUCAUGACAACAAAAUUUACGUUUGUCCAAAGCUCAGAAAAUUCAAAGUUGCGUUUUCGAGUUGCUCAAUAUGCCUUAAACGGGGAGUUUCUGGGACUGACGGACGUCCUCAGCGGAGUGAUGCAGCUUUGCGCUGGCACAGACAAACGCCUGGAUGCUGCCUUCACUUUUGGUACAUACUACACUCAAAGUUGUGAGCUUACAGCAAGUAAAUUAUGGGACACAAACAAGUUUCGGCUGGUAUUUCUUGACCCAUAUAUUGAAUAUGAGGAAAAUGGAGAAACUCGUCUCUUUGCCAUCCCAAUCUCUGUGUCCAACUAUGUGGAUGCGUCUGGCAGGAAUGCCAACUCUGAGGAUGUCAACAGGUGGCAGCUUACUCGAAGAUUUUACAUGGUCGAUAAUCAGGGUACUAUCCCUGUACAGACAUCAUCCACACCGGGAAGCACAGUGGACCCUGAUCAGGGUAAGGCACAGUAUGUGAGGUAUGCCAGGAGUAUCAGAAUCCGAAUCUCCUUGAGAUAUCAGGCUGAAGGGCAGAUAACUCCUCCUGUCAUGUACAUAACCUAUGGUCAAGUGUCCUUGUCUGAUGCAAACAAUGGGGACAAAAUUCCAGUAUCGUUUACUGUGGAGUAUACAAUGUUCGAGACAGAGCAGUUGAGGAAUUUUCAGAUAGCUGUGGGAGUUCUCAGCACGCUGGCAUUCCUACACGCAGCCUUCAGAACAUGGGUUUGGUCAAAAAGAGCAGGGCGUAUUGCUAUUGACUUCCUGUCACUCAUCAACUUUGUUUUUCUGGUGGCAGGAUCUUUGGCCAAUAUCUUCUUUGUGGUUAUCUUUGGAACAGCCUUCUAUUACCUGGUAUUCUUCAAGAGACAGGAUGCAGUCCACCUGGUACACCCCCAGGGGCAGAUCUGGACAGACUUUCAAGGCCUGCUCUGCUCCGCCUUCAUCCUAAAAACACUCCACGUUGUCUACCUGCUCUUCAUGCAGUGCACAGCCGACAUUUUCCUCAUUGAUUGGGAGCGGCCGCGUGCACAUAUCACGGGCGACACAGAUAAGAAAAAGAGUUCUCAGGUGCCCGUUUCCAUCUGGAGGACCUACUUUGUGGCUAACGAGUGGAAUGAACUACAAGCCGUUCGCAAGAUAAACAAAGUAUUUCAGGUGGUUGCCGUGGUGUUUUUCCUGGAAGUUGUGGGUUUUGUGAAUGUGUCAACCAAACAGCCGGACGGGGCUGUGACAGUGUCGUCGGAGGACUACAGAGCAGAGCAAAGCCCCAUCUACCGCUUUGCCACCUUGGCACUCAUCUACUUGCUUGUAGCGCUGGUCCAGUGGAUAUUUUUCACUUUCAUCUAUGAGCGAUUCAUUGAGGAUAAAGUUCGUCAGUUUGUGGACUUGUGUUCUAUGAGUAACAUCAGUGUAUUCAUCAUGGCUCAUGCUCAGUAUGGUUUCUACAUCCACGGUCGGUCUGUUCAUGGGAAGGCUGAUACGGACAUGAGAGACAUGCAUGAGAUGCUCAAGAGAGAGGAGGAUGAUCUGUGUGGCAAGAGAGGUCUGCUUCCCAAUACAGAACAGCAAACUUUUGAAAUGUUACUGCCACCUCGAUUGAGGUACAAGUACAACCAGGUUUAUCUCCCUUUGGCUCUGGAAAAGGAUAUGCAGACUCCAGCAGGCAAGGCUGAGAGGGGCCAGGGAGGCAGUCGUAUUGCUGGUACUCACACUGAGAAACUCAUACAGGCAUACGCAACCGUCAACAAAUUCCUCUCUGCCUUCAUUGACCACUCCUUGAGAGAUGUUGACUAUAUUAUCAAAGACAAGACAUUGAUAGAGGGAAUCCUGGACACUGAAUUUCUUGACCCCUUGGAAAAGGGACUCCUGUACAAUGAUAAUGGCCAUUCCUUUGAUAGAGUGUUGUUCUAUGGUCAUGAGAUGACCCUCUGUGUGUUUGAGUUGCUGCUCUUUGCUGUGGUGGAUUUGGUGGCAAUGGACUACGUACUAUCUGGAGUUAUCACAUACAUCAUUUCUGAGGUUGUUAUGAUGAUUCGCAGUGGAGGAGGACGCAGCAAUGUGGCCAAGAAAACUCUGGUGGAUGAGAGAUUCCUCAUAUAAAUAAAACUAUACAUACUUCUGGUGCUUAGCAGUAGUAAACCUCAUCAAAAACAUAGAUGUAAAUACAUGGACUGUCUUGAUAUGUUUUGUUUUGAGAUAUCCACACCCAAUACUUUCACAUCACCACAGCUGAGAGUAAGAAACUGUUAAUUUACUGUUAUUCUUGGUCUGUUAGGAAACUUUUUGAGAAAGUUUGAGGGAAAUAUCUCAUCACACUUGUUUCAGAUUUAUCUUCUCUAUGUAUAUUGGUUUGUAUUGAUUUUCUGUCUAAUAACUACAAAUACCUGUAAUACCUCUAACUUUUCAAGCCUGGAAAUAAUUUUUAAGUUGGUGCAGGACAUAACUGGGAAAAUUAAAGCUAACCACCUCAUUCAAAAGCUAUAAUGUUAUUUGCAUGACAGUUUUGUUCUGUACCAUACAGUUGGUCCCUGGUAAAAUACUUUUUCAUUUAGGGCAUUGUUCUUGCCCUGCUGCUUAUUUCCAGGCUUCCUUUUCUUGAGGUAGUUUAGUGAGAUUGAAAGUUUUGUGUUUUUUGAAUCCCCACUAAAAUCAAAAUUUGACAACAGAUUAACUGCUUGUAUAGUGUUAUUCCCACUGUAUUAACUAUGGUUGUACAUAGACAUCUAUCUGCUAAACCUAAUUGAGUUACAGUGAUUUCUUCCAGGUUAUGCCCAAUUUCUGCCACCUGUAAACAUAACCUGUGAUAUAUACACAUCUAAGAAAAAAAGGUCUUCAGUAUGGUUUAUAGCAACUAUCAGAUUAGCAAAGAAACAUACAUUAACAACUUGUAUUUUGUAAACUUUAAAAAAAAAAAAAAAAAAAAUUAUUUUAUUUAGAAAAUGGAAAACACCUGAAGAAGUUUUUCUGGAUAUUUUGAAAAUGAAACUGGGUGCCUCUGCUAAUUUCGGUAAAAGCAUCAGCAGAUUAAUUAUUUCGCUCAAAUGACCAUGUUACAGAUGUAUAUGUUUUGUACAGGUACAACAUGGCCUAGUAUUGUGGUGAGACACCUAUAUAAUUCAUGCACAUGAAGUUAUAAAGUUCUAACUGCUUACAGUGCAUAAUAUAUUUUUUUCAUGUACUUCAGUUUUAUUUGUAUUUAAUUGUACAUUCCGUCCAUGUUUAUAUUCAGACACUUAACUGACUCUGUAAUAUUUUUAUAUUGUAAUUUGUAUGUGACAUAUGUAUUACAAUGCCAUUAUAAAAUACUUUUACAAUCA